GCUCGCGUUUCUAGAGAGGCCAUCUCACGCCGCAGCGCCUGAGUGUAGCGGUGCCUCUCCGCCCGCAAACGCAGCCCUUCCAGCGGGAGACGCUUGCGGCACACGAACGACUACAAACCGGCCGCCUCCCGCCGCGGCCGCCGUCGCUCGUCCCAGGAGGCCCACAGGCAGCCAGCCUCACCAUAAGUGAUUGCAAGCGCCUCGACGCCAUCGCUGCGCAGGAUGACGCGCGAGAAAGUAGUAGCCCACAAGGAGGUCGGAGUAAGGGACGGCAAUUCAUUGGCGCGCUGCCUCUCGACGCAGGAACUGGCCUACGAGCGGGAUAGGAUGACGAAGGAGCAGAAGUACGAGGACCGCGCGCCGCCCAAAUUCACCCUCCCCACGACCGUCUUCGACGCAUCGAAGGCCGUCGCUUACCAAAGGACGCAGCACACGACUACUGGUAGGGCUUUGGCCGAAGUCGCAAGAGCUUACAGACGAGGCGACGUGACCUACGACCCCGUCUCUCGUAGAGGGAAGAUGGCACCAGGUAUAAUACAACGGGAAGCGCGGCCGCGGCCGGCGACGCCCGACGCGCCGUCGCCGCGGUUUCUGACCGAUGAGGGCGUCCCGCGGAAACCGUAUACCAUGAGGCGGCACGAGUACAUCUAUACUAUUUCAGCGGACGAUGUGGAUGCCUCGAAGGGUCGUCUUGAUGACAUCCUGGACGAAAGGAGGGCGUUGGAAGCGCGGCUAUCGUCCCUGCAAGCGAAGAAGGAGGAAGACGAUCGGGCCCUGCCGCGCUACUACCUCGAGACGUACCGCGAGCCCAUGUCGGCGCGGCCCGUCUGCGGCGAGCGCAAGGGGAAGAUCUUCACGCACUAAGUUUGUCUAUGA
Molecule: messenger RNA, 876 nt
Organism: Pelagomonas calceolata
Lineage: Eukaryota; Pelagophyceae; Pelagomonadales; Pelagomonadaceae
Source: the annotation of a GenBank genome assembly